Molecule: messenger RNA, 1835 nt
Organism: Biomphalaria glabrata
Lineage: Eukaryota; Metazoa; Mollusca; Gastropoda; Planorbidae
Product: pre-rRNA-processing protein TSR2 homolog
Exons: 6
Coding region: 50-625 (191 amino acids)
Biological process (GO): maturation of SSU-rRNA from tricistronic rRNA transcript (SSU-rRNA, 5.8S rRNA, LSU-rRNA)
Cellular component (GO): nucleus
Source: RefSeq, a predicted model, not a curated record
UCAUAACUUUUUUUUUCUGAGAGUUACCUCCAUUUUCAUAGUAACAAACAUGGCGUCUGAAUCGCCAUCCACGUUUAGCAAUGCUAUUUCACAACUUCUCAACAGUUGGACAGCUUUACAGUUAGCUGUUGAACAUGGCUUCGGGGGUGCAGAGAGUAAAGAGAAAGCAACAUGGAUGGUUUAUGCUAUAGAAACCUGGUUUAAAGAAAAUGAUAAUAUAGAGACAUUUGAAGUGGAGGAUUUUUUGGAAGAAGUUUGCAAUACUGAGUUUGAUCUUAUCAUAGAAGAUAACAGCACAAAAGAGAUAGCAGCAUUGCUGUGCUUAUACUAUCGCCUGUGCCAGGGAAACAAGUUGGAAGAGUUGAACCAGCGCCUACAGAGUCUGCCCAAACCUUCAGUUCUCAAUUGUCAAAGACAAGAUAUGGAUGAGGAGGAUGUAGAUAUUGAUGAUGAAACACCUAAUGUUCCAUCCACAUCACAAGCAUCUCCCAGAGUUCAUUCUUCAGUUCAUCAAACUUCAUCAACUACAGAAAGCACAGAAGACAUGGAUAUGUCUGUACCUGAAGAUCAGCAUACUGUAGAGGAUGGAUGGCAAGUUAUCAGAAAAGGGAAGAAAAAGAAGUGACACUGUUUGAAUGUAGACCAUUUAGUGUAAAUAUAUUUAUAUAAUAAUUGUAAAAGGUAUGAAGUGUUGGUUUUUAGUCAAAAUGUAUGUCCAGUUUAGUUAGUUUGAAAUAAUUGAAUGAACGAAAGAGAUUUAAAAAAAUCAUUGAAUGAACAUUGAAUGAAUGAGAGAGAGAUACAAUCAUGUCUGUGUUGAUAAAAUGAUGCAUUCUUUGUUUUUGUGUUGUUUUUUUCAUUGAUGUAUAAACAUUUAAAUUAAAAAAUAAUUAAUUAAGUAUAAUGUGUUUUCUUCAAUUUGAUCAUUCUUUUUAAAUAUAAAUAAAUGUAAAAUAUUUACAUGAGAUAACACUUCAAAUGUUUAAAAACCAUUUUAAUUAGCAUUUAUCCAUAACUACAAUUUUUUUUCGUUACAAAUUAGGUAAAUAACAAUGACAAGAAAAAAAAAUAUAUUUGUAAAAUACAAUUAGUCGUUGAAUAAAUUCUUGUGAACCAUUUGUUAACCCAGCACUUCUUUAAUCAGCAAUGAAAAUAUACUCUUUAUACAAUUACAACCUUUAACAGUUCUGAAGAAACACUAACUUGACUAAUUCUGGAAUUCAAAUUCUUGAAAUCUUAGCAUUCAGCAGUUUUCACAUUUUGAUUAUGGGUACUGGUAUAUAUUAAUUAACUAAUUUAGGUCUGAAAAUUUUGACUUAUAGUAGAAUGUAAUUGUUUAAUAAAAAAAAAUGCUUACAAAACAGUCAAAGAAAAGGAUGUCAAUUUAAAACAAAACAGUCAAUAAAAAUUAUGCCUAUUUAAUAAAAAAACUUGUAAAGGAAAAUGAUGUUGAUUUAAAACAAAACAGGAGUCUAAGUUUUAAAAUAUUUUUCUGUUUAUGGUGAAUGUGAAAUACGUUUACCAAUAACUUCCAAUAUUUUAGAAAAAAGAUUUCUAUUAAAAUUGUUUUUGUCAUAAAUUAUUUUAGUAUGCUAAUUAUUCCAUAGCAUUAAAAAAAUAUCGAUUUGAAUGUAAAAUAAGUCUUGAAAACUAUUUCAGUAAAGCUUCAGCAACGUUUAAAUCUUUAUUGCAUUUUAUUACAUCACAGUACCCUAAUAUUUAAUACAUUAUAAAUUCAUUCACCAAAUUGCAAAUUUAAGUUUAAAAAGCUGACUCUGAAGUUAUUUUGAGCAUUUAUGAUUCCCAUCCUCUAAAAAAUGGUUUAUUAGGCAUAA